AUGGGAUUAGCAUCUUAUCCUUUGAAAUAUGUGGCCAAAAAGAUCUUUGGCGAAGUAGAACUUGGAAGCGCAUUUGAAGACCCUUUUUUCGAAGAAGUUGAGUUUGAAAAACGGUCUUUUUGGUCCGGAAGCACCAAAAUCGUUAAAAAACGUCGCGACAAAAGUAUACCGGAAUCAAUCCCUGAAACUGAUGGUAAGAUUCUACGUCGUGUAAGAAAGAGAGCGUACCGUUUGGAUAUGAAAUUUCACGUCUUUGGUAUCAGAUUCGGUUGGCUAGGUGUCAUUGGCAUACUGCCCGUUGUCGGUGACCUUCUGAUCCUAUGGCUGUCAUUGCAAGUAUACCAGGAAGCAACAAAGAUCAACGGCGGGCUUCCGUCUGGAGUUUCCGCCCAGAUGAUCACCAAUAUCGCUUUAGAUUUUGGGCUUGGUCUGAUACCCAUCGUGGGCGAUAUCGUCUCUGUAUGCUACAAAGCCAACUCGAGAAACGUGCUGGUUUUGGAAAAGCAUUUAAAACGCAAGUACGGCCGUACCAUACCGCCCGUGACGGUAGGGGGUCCCAACAACAGGCUAGCUAGCGCAACCUGA
Messenger RNA from Lachancea sp. 'fantastica', 585 nucleotides. The record is from the annotation of a GenBank genome assembly. Lineage: Eukaryota; Fungi; Ascomycota; Saccharomycetes; Saccharomycetales; Saccharomycetaceae.